CCACGCCGGGCAGCAAGCGGGCACCCGCACCGCUCGCUCUGUUCGCCGUCCCGGCACCAGCGGGCGAGGGAACCGGCCGGGCUCGAGUUCCCCAGGCUCCCACCCAAGGACUUCGAUCGGUCCUUCAGACUGGCCUUCCCUCUCGGCGGCGGAUCGCCCCCGGGGGCGAAGAAGCUGAGAGGAGCCGCGGCCGCUGCCUGGGAAAUAGUGUCGGACCGGCCGCGGCCGUAGCAGCAGCAGCAGGGAACGGAGGACCGGGAGACCCGAGGGGGUGAAAGCAGGUCCGGAAGAAGAAGAGGAAGAGGAAGAGGAACGGGGCUCGGGACUCGCCCUCGAGCGGAGCCGAGGCAAGGCGGGAAAUUCUUGCGCGGGGCUCCCAACUGACGCGGCCCGAGCCUGCACUGACAGCCAGCCGCCCUCCGGGCUGAUGGGCUGAGGCGGAAGGCGGCCCAAGGCUGAAGGCGCAACCUGGAGGGUGCGAGCGAGGGACCGGGGGCAGCGCAGCGGAAAGGCGCCCGAAGGCUCCUCGGGGGCCUGUGCGAAGGACCCGGGUGGCGGGUCUGGCUGGCUCGCCUGAGAGAGAGUGGGGCGAAUUCACCCAGGAGGCGAGGCGGAGAGGGAGAGGCCAGCGGGGAAGAGCAGAGAUAGCCCUUCUGGCGCAGACAGAAUUCGCGGGAGGGGGACCGACUCCUCGAAGCGGGGCUCUCCCGCUCGCCACCAGCAGGGGCGGACGCCGCCCGCCCCUUGGAGGGUGCCUCUGCAGCCAGGCCGGGCAUCUGCAACACCAGCGCCCCGACUUCUCCACAGGCGCCACCCACCCCAGCGGCUCUCUGCUGCCCCCCAACGCGAGGGCUGCCCGGCCGCCUCUCCUGGCCGGCGGAGCGCGCUUGAAGGCGGCGGAGAGAGAAGCCCGCGGCAGCACCCCGGCGUGCGGCCGCUCUUGCAGGCGGGCAGGACCCCAUGCGAACUCCGGGCUGCAAGCGCAGCAGCAGCGACCCCUGCAGCCCGCCCCGUCGCAGUCGGACGAGCGUCCUCAGUCCUCCUUCUCCGCCGCCUCGGAAGCCUCCUCCCAUCCCGAAGUGGCUCCGCCGUGGUGGUGGCGGUGGCGCGGCGGCGGCGGCGCUGCCUGCGACAACGCUUCCUCUCCUGCCGGCCCAGCUGAUCCCGAGAGCGGCGCUGCUGGCGCGGGAGCUCCUCCUGCUCUCGACCCCUUAGCGGCCGGGCCGGCGGCGGCGGCGGCAGCUGCGGCUAAGGCGGCUGUUCCUCCUCCUGCUGUUGCUGCUCAGUUGCCGCCGCCGCCGCCGCCGCCGCCGCCGCCGCGGAGCCCCAAAGCCGUCCUCUGCAAGAGGAUGGUGCGUCUAGCGGCCGAGCUGCUGCUGUUGCUGGGACUCCUCCUGCUAACCUUGCACAUCACUGUGCUGCGAAGCAGCGAUCCCGAAGCGCCGCGAGGCAACCACAGCCAGCGACAGCAGGAAAUCCAUCACACAGAUAGCCUUUCAUCUCUUGAAAGAAGCUUCACAUUAGACCCAGAAGAUCGACAGAAUUAUCCUGAUCACCAGGCAGCACACCGCUCAUUUGCCAAGCAGCGAUUUAGGCAGCAAAAUGGACAGACAUCUUUGCAAAGAGAUGGACCCAGAUCUUUCCUUUUGGAUCUUCCAAAAUUUCCUGACUUCUCAAAAGCAGACAUCAACAGGCAAAACCCUAACAUCCAGGUGACUAUAGAAGUUGUUGAUGGAACAGACUCUGAAUCAGAGAAAGGUCUUCAAAGAGAAAGCAGCAAAACCAGCCGGCCUCUUCCAUCUCCAGAUUGGAGAAACUGGUGGCAAAGAUCAGCACCUUCCAUCACUCGCAUGAGUAGUGGUGACCAGGAUUAUAAAUAUGAUAGCACAACUGAAGACAGCAACUUCCUGAAUCCCUUGAGUGGCGGGUGGGAUAGGCACCCAUCAACUCAUCGGAUCUUUGAAUCAAAGGAGCAGUCAGAAUAUGAUUACAUAGAUGGAGAGGGAGACUGGAGCCUGUGGUCAGUUUGUAGUACAACCUGUGGAAGUGGCAAUCAGAAACGCACCAGGACCUGUGGAUAUGCCUGCACAGCCACUGAAUCGAGGACCUGUGACCGACCAAAUUGCCCAGGACUCGAGGAUACCUUCAGAACAGCAGCCACAGAAGUGAGUUUGCUUGCAGGAAGUGAAGAAUUCAAUGCCACAAAGCUCUUUGAAGUUGAUACAGAUAGCUGUGAAAGGUGGAUGAGUUGCAGAAGUGAAUUUUUGAAGAAGUACAUGCACAAAGUAGUCAAUGAUCUUCCUGCUUGUCCUUGCGCAUAUCCGACCGAAGUAGCUUACAGCACUGCAGAGAUCUACGACCGUCUGAAAAGGAAGAACUUCCGCUGGAAAGAUGCAAGUGGGCCAAAAGAGAAACUGGAGAUCUAUAAGCCUAGUGCCCGCUAUUGCAUCCGGUCCAUGCUGUCCCUGCAGAGCACCACCUUGGCAGCACAGCACUGCUGCUAUGACGACAGCAUGCAGCUGAUUACCCGGGGGAAGGGGGCCGGUACCCCCAACCUGAUCAGCAUUGAGUUCUCUGCGGAACUUCAUUACAAAGUGGAUGUUUUGCCCUGGAUCAUUUGCAAAGGGGACUGGAGUAGGUACAAUGAAGCCCGGCCACCUAAUAAUGGUCAGAAAUGUACAGAAAAUCCUUCAGAGGAAGACUAUUACAGACAAUUUCAGGAAGCAAGAGAGUACUGAAAAGGGGUGUGGGAGGAGCUGACUUCUUUGAAAACUUCAAAAAGAUUGGUGGUGGUCAACAGGACACACCAGUGAAUAAACUUUUGGAAAAUGGAAUUAAUCUCCCCACUCAUUGUACAUAGUUGUACAAAAUACACAAUUUUUCUGAAGUGUUUUAUUUAUGUCUGCAUGUAGAUAAGGCAUAUAGCCCCCAUCCCCUUCGCACACAGACAUGAAAGUGUCUCAGCAGAUCUUUAUAUAGUGAUAGGCAUUUUGCUUCCAUUAAGAUGAGCUUAUGCUCAUAUGCUCCUUUAGGGACUACAGUGUCUAUAGUUAAGGUGAGUAUCAUUGGAUUUCACAUGAAAAGGAAAUCGCUUCUCAAUGCCUCAGUCAUUCAGAAUAAACUGUUGCUAUUAGAAAGAGCUACACUGAAAUUGUAGUACCUCUAAGUAUUGAAAUGUGGUUUGGGACUGCAUUUGAAGGUAACAUUUUGGCUCGCUAAGAAAAUAGUGACAAGAUUCAUUGCAGAUGAGAUGAAAGUUAACUUCAAAUCAGAUUGUGCCUUAGCUUUGCAUCAAAGGCCAAGUCUUGUGGUUGACUUUGACAGUUACUGAAAUCCUGGGCUGGACCAUCUUGACAUUGGAGGCUUUGACUGUUCUGAAGACCUCCCAGCAUCAGCAUCAGAUUAGCAGGGCCAUAUCAGAGAGGAAUAGCCGUUGUUAUUAUUAUUCCUGUCUGUUGGAAGCAGUGGGAGGAAGACAUGUUCAUAAGCUUGUGUAACUUUCUUCAUGAUUGUAAAGAGGCAGGACUGAAAGCACUGUGGAUCCUUUGUGUUCUCAGCCUUUCCUAGCCUGCUGCCACACACCCUUAUGAGCCUUUCCCGUGUGGUUUUCUGAUAUCGGAAACAGCACAGAGGAGUGAUGGAAAUGGGGGUCCAAUGUCAAACUGCCCACUCUGACAUUACAGUUCUGUCCCUGACUGUGGAGCCAAAAAAACCCAAGAAAAACAAACCAUCCCCACCCUGCCAAGUCCAAACGACUGCAGCUUUCCACUAAUAAGCCCCUACAGUGUGCUUCUGACACAGGGCUCCCUUAUUCUGCAAAAAGCUUUUGUGCACCUUCCAGAUAGGAUUGCUAAGUCAAAGCAGAGGAGCAGCAGAAAUAAAACAUGAGUACAUAAAUUAUGUAAUGCAAAUGUGUUUGUUAAAUGCUUUUUCUAUAUAUACAGAUACAGAUAUAUACACAACACACAAAUAUAUUUAGACAUAUUUAAGGGAAGAAAAGUGCAGAAGGCGUGGACAGUAAUUAUUUGAGAAACAGGUAGAUGCAUUCAUGAGCAAAGUUUUUUUAAGGAUGCCACUGAGCAUGGGACAAAAUUGUGGCUAACAAAGGAUCUGGAAUUGCAACACACAACAAAUCUGACCAGCUAAUUGGGAAAGGAUCUAAUGUGUUUCUGCAUCCCAAAGUGGGUUUGUAUAUUGGAUGAAAAGAUUGAUUAGUCGUGUUAGGGCUGAUGGGAUAAUUUCCUCUAUCCUAACUGUUCAUAAAUAAGCAGUUUCUGAGUAUGUGCAUUCAUCCUCUGGUUUGGGGUCUGUGUACAUGAAACACAGCCUCUGCAUUGAAGCUGCUUUAAAUUCUUUGCUAGCAGAGCAGGAACAUUUUCCUUGUGCCACUGCAGUGCAGUCCAGCAAAGCUGAGGAGAUUCUAAUAUACCAUUGGCAGUGGACUUUAAAUGGCAUUCCGAUGUGUUCGUAGAUAUACAGCAUCAUGAAGAAUAAGGCCCGCUCUGCUGCAGAACCCCUGCCAUACACACAAUGCCUUGUUUUUUUUGGAGAGGUCUGUUGCAGGGAACAAUUUAAAGCAGCAUCCUUGGGAGGCCUUAAUUGUAUGCAUAAGCACAAUGCUGAAAGGACAUCAUUCUGGAAGAACUGAUUUUAAACAUCCUGCGCUUCCUGGGUUUUCCAUCCUAUUGCAAAUACAUGCAGUGUGUUAGAAAAGGAAAGAAACUCUAUCUUUUAAAAAGAUUAAUGUCGUGGGAUGGAGAAUUGUCAAUUCCUUAACUUAAUCGCAUUAUACUUGUAGCAUAUGUAUUUAUUCAUCUUGAGUUAAUAAGAAUUUGUAAAGUUAAAAUGUGUAAGGAAAGAAACUUCCUGGGAACCCAAACAUGUUCCAUAAGGAAAUUACACAUCAAUCCAAAGCAAGUUCACAAAUGAAGCAAUUCUGAAACAUCCAUUAGUUUGUGUUCUUAUUAAGUGGGUGCUAAAAAAUUUUUUUAAUGGUCCACUGAAGAAAGCCAGCAGAACUGGUGUGAGCCAGCCCACUAACUAGUUCUUCUGAUAGAAUAAUUUAAGGGCUAAGUCUUGUCUAUGCAAGAAUAGCUUCAUUAAGACUUAACGUCUCUCUUGGUGUUGUGUGUUUUUUUUAAUAGCAAACAGCUAAAGAAGGAAAAAUCAAAAAAGUAUUCUGAGUAACAUACUAUUAACUUCAGCCAUUGUAACAAGGCUCAUAAGGACAAAAGGAGGACAUUGUUUUAAUGUAUUUCUCUCACCUCAUUUAUCUGAAAUCCAAGGGCAUUUGACUUGCCAAGGCAGAAAUCCUUUGGCAGACUCUAUCAAUAUGUUUUCAAGAUCAUUGCAACUUUUUCCAGCACCAGUCCUGGGACAUUUAAAGAAAAACCAUUUCUCCAUCUGUGGUCCUUGGUAACUACAUUUCAAAAUAAUAUAAUAGUUGCUGAUUUUGCUUGGAAAUAAUUAUUUUAGUCAGCUAGAUUUUUUAGUAUCUCAUUGACAAAUGUAACAGAAUGUAGUCUACAUGUACUCUUAACUCCAACUUGCAGGAUUGCAUUCAUAGCCAAGGCUCUGCUUUUUUGUAGGUAACGAAGUAUGUGCCUGUGUAUAAAUGUAAUGUGAUCUUUUGCUACAUGAGUGCAUCUCUUAUAGCAGUCAGAAAACCCAUAAUACCAAGUACUAUGCAAUCCAUGGAGACUUAACUGGGAUAAUCUCUCUCUCUCUCUGGAAACUGCCGUUAGUGAAGUGCCAUCGAGUCAGGUCCAGACCCUGCCUGGCAAAUGUUUGACAAAUGCCUUUCAGCUUGCCCUGUUCCCAGUAAUAAUACAUAGUUCUUCUAAGGAUAGUCUUGCAAUCUCACUGAUCCUAUCCACCUCCCUUUAUGUGCUGUCUUUCUCUUCGACUCCCUCAAUCUUACUAAGUGUAUUUUCCAGUCCAUCAGCAUUAGUAUGUGAACUCCUGCUUGCUGCUCAUCUCCUGAAGGGAGCAGUCAGUGUUAACGUGAACUUGGAUUCCAUGAUACUUCUAGGAAUUAUCUUCAUAUCCACAAUUCAAAAGCAUCUUUCUUUCAGUCCUUCUCAAUGUCCAGCCUCCAUAACUAUAUAUUAAUACGGAAAAAAAUCAUUCUGAUUUUUGUUGUUAUAAAAGUAUCCUUAUCUUUCAUGAUCUUCUUUAAGGUUGUCAUUGUAUUCCUCCCUUGGAUUAUCUCAUCUUUAUUUCUCCAGUACAUUGUCUAUUCUUGAGCCCCCCAAAAUAGAUAUAUCCACCGCCCUCCCUGCUUUCCUGUCAAUUGUGAGUUCACUCUACAUGCUGGAUUUUGUUUUCAUAUUAUUGUUUUCAUAUCAUUAACUCAAUUUUUUCACUUGCCAUUUUAUGCCCAGAAUAAAUUCUUCUAAAUCUCUUUGUUUUAAAUUGACUAU
Molecule: messenger RNA, 6422 nt
Organism: Candoia aspera
Lineage: Eukaryota; Metazoa; Chordata; Lepidosauria; Squamata; Candoiidae
Gene: ISM1
Product: isthmin 1
Exons: 6
Coding region: 1350-2738 (462 amino acids)
Biological process (GO): negative regulation of angiogenesis
Source: RefSeq, a predicted model, not a curated record